Messenger RNA from Sporisorium graminicola, 1413 nucleotides. RefSeq lists its product as uncharacterized. The record is from RefSeq and is a predicted model, not a curated record. Bases 1 to 1413 code for a protein of 470 amino acids. Gene Ontology annotation, cellular component: cytosol. Gene Ontology annotation, biological process: dehydro-D-arabinono-1,4-lactone biosynthetic process. Gene Ontology annotation, molecular function: D-arabinose 1-dehydrogenase [NAD(P)+] activity. The transcript has a single exon. NCBI's taxonomy places the organism in Eukaryota, Fungi, Basidiomycota, Ustilaginomycetes, Ustilaginales, Ustilaginaceae.
AUGCCGGUGUAUCCUUCGAUCGAGCCGAGCAAUUCCGACUUCCCACAGCAACCCGCUCUCGAGUCGCUCGUGGAAGAUGAGCUGAAAGGCGGACUGGCGCCUUGGCGUACGGAUGCGAUCAACACGCCCACCAACCUGUCUCGUGGCGCGGGCGACUUGGCCGCCGACGCUUCGCCGAUCGUGUUUGGAGGCGGCGUAUUCGGACACGACAUGUACAACACGUCCGAGACUCUGGCCUCCGACUUGCCCAUCCGCACUGUUCGCCUAGCGCUGCGGUACGGCAUCAACGCGUUCGAUACGUCGCCAUACUACUUUCCGUCCGAGUUUACGCUGGGCAACAUCUUGCGCCGUCUGCGCCCCGAGUUCCCACGUGAAUCGUACUUCAUUAUUACCAAGUGCGGACGAUAUGGCCCGCACAAGGAGCACUUUAACUACAGUGCGGACAAGAUCGAUAGCAGUGUACGGGGGAGCUGUCGGAGGCUGGGCACCGAGUAUCUAGAUGUAGCGUUGACGCACGAUGCCGAGUUCGUGUGCGAACGCGUUGGGAGGAGUCACGAUGAAGGCUGGGAGAGCGGAGUCGUUUCUGAUCUGGUGCAACCGGAACAGGUGGGGUUGAGUCAGACCAGAGAACAAGUACUCGAGUCGUUGGGUCUCGCGCCGACUCUCGAGGCUGCAUCCAAGGUGCACGGAAAAGGCGACGAGCAGUUCCUCGAAGCCAUCAGGACGCUAUUCAAGCUCAAGGACGAAGGCGUGAUCAAGCGCGUGGGUAUCUCUGGUUAUCCUCUGCCCGUCUUGCUGCGACUCUCGCGUCUGGUGGCGACCACGGCACCUUACCGCCCACUCGACGCGGUGCUGAGCUACUCGAACCACUGCCUGCACUCGGACGUGCUGCAGGGCUGGAAGCAGCUCUUCGCCGCCGACCCACGUGGUAACAGUGGUAACGACUCGCUCCAGGAGCUCGCCUGGACGGCCCCGCUGCUCAUGAACGGUUCGCCCUUCUCCAUGGGCCUGCUCACCGACGGCACGCCUCCCCCCUGGCAUCCUGCGAACACUGCCCUCAAAGCAGCAACGAGAGAAGCAAGCCAAAGUCUCAUCGCUCAGGGUAGCUCGCUUACGUUGACUUCGCUCACAUACGGUUUGCGCGGCUCGGAGCUGCCCCAUACCAGCGGAAAGGGACCGCAGCUGAGGACGCUGGUAGGGUUGAGCCAUCCAGACCACGUGCAUAGUGCUGUCGAGGCGUACCGCGUCUUGUCUGCUGGCGCUGCCGAAGAUGGCAAGGCUCUGUUUGCAGAUAAUGAGGAUAAGGAGGCCAAAUUGGAGGCAUACGAGAAGCAAACGAGGAACGAGAAGCUGGUGCGGGAUCUGUUUGCUCGACGUGGUGUUCGCGAGUGGAGUUGGGCGAGCGGGUUGUGA